This is a messenger RNA of Monascus purpureus, 2337 nucleotides long. NCBI's taxonomy places the organism in Eukaryota, Fungi, Ascomycota, Eurotiomycetes, Eurotiales, Aspergillaceae. The record is from the annotation of a GenBank genome assembly.
GAAUUAUCUAAAUCCUCAUUCUUUUCAAGUGCCCUGAUGAUGUUCACUAGCUUUUUUCCAAUAGUACCCUGAAGUGAUAGGCAGGUGAAGGCCGUGGUUCCCCAUAAAUCCUAGUAUACCUCCAAAAGGAUGUUGAGUCCCAUUGAACUUAACCUCUUUCCCUCGUGCCCAAAUUGCCUCUCAUGGUCUGCAGACGGGGAACUUGCCAUUGGGGCAGGCGAAUAUGUUCAUAUCUUAACACCUCGCAAUAUAAAAAUAGAAAAAGACAAUGACGAGAACAAUGUGCCCAAGAUUGAACCAACAGAGAAAACACCAGCAACUGAACAAUGGAAUAUCACACGUUUCCGAGUCAAUGUCUUCACAAACCAGGAGUGGCCGACUAUCUUCCCGCAAAACCGCAAUGACUUUUCCAUUGGGGUUGAACAGUCAAUGAGCACCGUCGCUGCGCUCGCAUGGUCACCUCCUGGACUUUCCAAGCAUAGAUGCUGCACGUUGGCUGUGUUGACAACUAACUUGCUUUUAUCUUUUUACGAACCCUUAGGUCCGCAGGGGAAGUGGGUGCGAGUGGCUAUUGUCAACCAUAGUUUGGACCGUUAUUUUUCGGGCAUCAUCCCAGAAUUUGCUCUUCGGUUCAAGAAAUCUAAUAUCCGUUCAUUCACAUGGUUUUCAGCUUUCAAGGUUCCUGAUGUCCAGCGGAGCGGUAGCAGUAUCCAUAAUCCGUAUUCUGUUCCGAGCCCUGCGACUCGUUGGGGUAUUCAUCUACUGGCUGUAGCCAAUGAUGACAAUGAUGUUCUCAUGCUGGAGACUAACCGCAUGCAAAGAGGGCUUGAUAUGUUGGGCUCCUAUUCGAUAGAGGUUUCAUCUGUCAUCUCGCUGUGUGAGCAGGAAGGGAGCUAUCCGAUGAUGCAGCCUACGUCCCUGUUCGCUGCAGCUGUUAAAUCUCGGUCAAAAGUCUCAUCUAUUUCUUGCGGGCCGUGGUCUCCUCAAUCUAAUACUGCUGAAGGUACAUAUUCCAGAACAGCGGCUGUAGCUACUACAUAUGGUACACAGCUGAAGGUAAUGAAAUUCCAUGUCAAAUUUACCACUGAGGAGCAAUCGUCACACAAGUUAGAGUACAGCUUGGUAGAAUAUCCUGUUGCCGCUUCUGUUCAAAAGUACCGCGAGUAUAAUUUCACAGGUCCAUUGCAAUGGCUUUACACAGAUGAUUCUCAAACUGUCUGCCUUGCUGCCGGUGUAUUUGGGGGCCUUGUUACUAUCUUUUUCUCAAAAGCUGCCUAUGAUGGAAGAUAUACGACGAGCAGUGAUUUCCAAGUCAGUGAGCAGUUCUUCGGUGAAACAGAACAGGGCGAACCGGGGCACUGGGAGCCAAUUUACGCUAUGACUACUGCUUUGAAUGAAAAGACAUGUACACGUACUCUCCAUGUCGGAACCAAGGGAGGAUAUGUAUCAACCCGCCUCUUUCCCAACUCUUCCGACAAACCUCACUCUCAUAUACCAUCCUGGGCAAAGAAGCUGGAAGAUAUCCGCGAAGGAUUCGAUCUAGAUCACGAUCUUGGCGGUCUUGCUAUUGCCAGGAUCUGGGGACUAGCAUCUUAUCACGGCCUAGUUGCUGCCGCGGCCACCAUGCAUCCAGGGGACAUGAUUGAAUACCGUACGGCCAUGAACGAACGCUGCAGUCUUAUUUUUUCUUCGGGAAAUCUGGACGAUGACGAACCCGGUCAUCCCACUUUUCCAAAGACCAUAGUAGACCGCUCUCCCAGCUUUCUGCGCCAGAAAAGAGAGGCAAUCUAUGGGCUCAUACUUACUGCUGCUCAACCUGAUGACCUUAGCAAAGAUAUCUGGUCACAAAGACUCAUAUAUUCGGCAUCCUGUUGUGCAGUUGUGGAUGGGGAAAAUAAAGAGCUCCUCCCCUUAGCCCAGCGAGCGCUGCAACAAUUAGCCGAUAUCACUGGAGCAGAUCUAAGAGAAGAGAUAUCCAAGUGUAUCGGGGAUACAGAGUCGAAUAACAUUCAGCCUAAAUCGACAGCGCAAUUAAGCGGACCAGGUGGCUAUAUUUUCGAAAAAUGCGAGAUCUGUGACACGGGGAUUUCAUGGUCCUCCGCUCAGGAAGCGCUGUGCGAAACGGGCCAUCUUUUCGUUCGAUGUGGAUUGACAUUCCUCUGCAUUCACGAACCCGGGAUAUCCAAAUUCUGCUCUGUUUGCAACACGGAGUAUCUAAAUGAAGACCUACUCAGGACAGCUGAAGAUGAGCGUGGGUCUGGCCUUGGGGGUAUAUUCGAAAUGGUUCUAGAGGCGUUCGAUACAUGUGUUUAUUGUGGUGGGAAAUAUCGGUCGUGA